ACGCCAUGCACCUAUUUCAAACCAUAAUUGUCAGGUUGGCGAAACAAACAACAAAAGGACUUAAUUAUAAAUCAUUGCGGGAUAAAGUGCACAAUUUCAAUCAAUAUACGCAAUUCCGCCAUUUAUCUAUCGAGCUAAAAUGUUGGACAUGUAAGAGAAGUAUAAUGUCGUGUUCUUCGCGAAAACAUUGCAAUUACGAUUAACGAUUAUUUAUUAAUUGGGAGUAUUUGACGAUAAUGCAGCUGGUGUGAACUGUGAGUUUGGAAUCAGCGUUUGCAUAAAGCACUGGUCUUGAAGCAGUUGGGUAAGUUUCAGUACACUUUCAUAAUAAUUACAGACAAGUCACUGUUCACACAUAGGUAGAUAUUAUCUUCACCAAUGAUAUAAUGUCUGUGAUACCCAAGUAUCAGUUCAAAGCUGAUGAUAUUGUGAAACAAGGUCGAACAUCAAAAGAGAACAUCGAGGCAGUAAAAAAAUGGACGGCAGCUAAUCCUCGGAUGCCACCUGUGUCUGAAGAGCAGGUGGCGUUAUUUUUACUAGCAUGCAAAGACAACGUAGAAUUUACGGAAGAGACGAUGGAAACUUACUUCCGGCAAAGGUACUCCGCACCAGAGAUAUUCCAAGACAGAGACAUUGAUGGGAAAGAAGGACAAUUUACCCAUUCAGUAACAAAAUUAGCAGUAUUUCCAAAAAGAACGAAAGAGAACUACGCAAUCGCCAUGGCAGGCAUCAAAGAUACCUCGUACUACAAUUUCAACAUAGAAUCACAGGUCAAAGCAGCAUUCGCACUCAUCGACGUACUUCUAUAUUCUAAUCCACCUGACGGGCUUAUAUUCAUUAUAGACAUCAAAGGGGUGGGCAUCAUGCAUCUGACGAGACUGAAACUUGGAACCCUGAAGAAAUUUUUCGCCUACGUACAAGAAGCCUUGCCCACUCAACUGAAAAGAGUUCACAUCAUCAACGCAUCAUAUAUAUUCGAAAAAAUAUUAGCUAUUGCUAAACCGUUCAUGAAGAAGGAGCUAUUCGAACUAAUCAUUGCUCAUCCGCCGGGCAUGCCAUGGUCAGAAUUGCACGAGCAGUAUAUUCCAGCCAGCCUCUUGCCGUCCGAUCUUGGUGGAGAACUACCUAGUGUAGAACAAUUGCACGAAGGCCUUCAGCGAGAAAUGAAAAAACUUAAAGCAUUCCUUGAGGCGCACGAUAAGCAGGCGUUAAUGUAUAAGAAAUAAUUGUUUCUAGUCAUUUAAUAAAAGUUUUUAUACGAAAAUUUAAGAAAG
This is a messenger RNA of Acanthoscelides obtectus, 1274 nucleotides long. The record is from the annotation of a GenBank genome assembly. NCBI's taxonomy places the organism in Eukaryota, Metazoa, Arthropoda, Insecta, Coleoptera, Chrysomelidae.